AUGGAGGAGAAACCUGCAAGUCAAUCCCAAGAGGAGGCUUUGGAGAUUGAUGGGGUGAAGCUGAGGGAAGAGAAAAUACUGCCUCGAGAUGUUGACCUGGGACAGGUGCUGGCGGUCGAGGCUACUCCGCAACAGGAGCGACAGGUUUUGCGCAGGCUAGAUUUGGUACUCAUACCGUUGAUGGGUGUAUGUUACAUGAUGCAAUAUAUGGACAAGCUGGCACUGAGUCAAGCUACGCUCUUCAAUCUUCGACAAGACCUGCAACUUAAAGGUACAGAAUAUACGUGGACCUCUGCUGUCUUCUAUUUCGGGUACUUCGCCUGGAGUUGGCCCAGUUCAUAUCUAAUCGUUCGGUUACCGAUCGCCAAGUAUAUCAGUGUCUCAGUACUACUCUGGGGUGGUGUUCUGAUGUGUCAUGCGGCCGUCAAAAACUUUGGAGGAUUGAUGGCCGCUCGAUUUUUCUUAGGUGUGGGUGAAGCAGCCAUUGCCCCAGGCUUUUCGCUCAUCACCGGCAUGUUCUAUCGACGAGAAGAACAGCCAGCUCGCCAAUCCGCCUGGUUCCUGGGCAACUGUAUCGCUACUGUCAUUGGCGGUGUUGUCGCGUACGGGAUCGGGAACAUUGAAGUCCACUCUAUCACCAGCUGGCAGCUCCUCUUCCUCUUCCUCGGCGCCAUCACCGCAUUCAUCUCCUUUUUCCUCUUUGUUCUGCUACCCGACUCUCCUAAGAAAGCCAUCUUCCUCACCAAACCUCAGCGCGCUAUCGCGGUUCAACGGACCCUCAAAAAUAAAACCGGUGUUGCUGAUGCAGGAACUUUCCAAUGGAAUCAAGCAUGGCUUGCGAUCCGUGAUCCGCAAACCUGGCUUCUCGUGUUGUACACAUUCUGCGUGAACCUCUGCAACGGUGGCGUCACCAGCUUCUCCUCUAUCAUAAUCAACGGGUUCGGCUUCUCUCAAAUCCGCUCCCUCCUUAUGCAGAUGCCCCUUGGCGCAGCGCAGAUCGUCUUCCUGUGCAUGACUGCCACGUUCGCGACCUUCGUGCCUAAUACCCGUAUCCUUAUGAUGAUUCUCAAUACUGUCACCUCGUUGAUUGGCAUGAUCCUUGUCUGGCGCCUCGAUGACACGAACCAAGUGGGUCGACUCGUUGGAUUGUCCCUUGGCGCCGUCUUUGCCGUCAACAUCCCUCUCUCGCUGAGUAUUAUCAGCUCGAAUGUGGCGGGAUUCACGAAAAGAAGCACUACAAGCGCGUUGCUGUUUAUUGCUUACUGCGUCGGCAACAUCGUAGGCCCUCAGUUCUUCCUCUCUUCGGAGGAGCCUCAUUAUCCGACCGGUAUGAAAGCCGCGAUAUCAGGUCUGGCCUUCGGUGCCUUCUUCCUGAUGUGUCUGAUGGCAUACUACGCGUUUGAGAACCGGCGACGAGAUCGGGUGUAUGGCCCUCCCUCACAAAUGACCGAGACGGAGGAGUUAGCGCUGGGAUUGUCCAACCAGACGGAUCUGGAGAUUGAUGAUUUCCGAUACGUUCUGUAA
This is a messenger RNA of Aspergillus homomorphus CBS 101889, 1524 nucleotides long. Its product is annotated as pantothenate transporter. The record is from RefSeq and is a predicted model, not a curated record. Gene Ontology annotation, molecular function: allantoate transmembrane transporter activity; dipeptide transmembrane transporter activity. The transcript has 7 exons. Lineage: Eukaryota; Fungi; Ascomycota; Eurotiomycetes; Eurotiales; Aspergillaceae. Gene Ontology annotation, cellular component: plasma membrane. Gene Ontology annotation, biological process: tripeptide transport; allantoate transport; transmembrane transport. The coding region runs from base 1 to 1524 and encodes 507 amino acids.